Molecule: messenger RNA, 2746 nt
Organism: Vicia villosa (hairy vetch)
Lineage: Eukaryota; Viridiplantae; Streptophyta; Magnoliopsida; Fabales; Fabaceae
Exons: 2
Coding region: 158-2350 (730 amino acids)
Source: RefSeq, a predicted model, not a curated record
GUCUAUUUAAUACAUUGAAAAUGUAUUGAAAAUUGAAAUAUUGACUUUUAUACUCAUUCUGAGGGAGUAUUAAUCUGAGUUGUGCGGGGAAACAAGAGAAUUUGAUACACACCAUUUUCCCUAGUCUUGAAUGUGAACCAAACAGAAAGAAAAUACGAUGAGUCCAAACUUCAGAACCGGUGACAUUGUAUGGGCAAAUCCAACAAUCCCCUCCCCUUCCACCACCACCAGCUGGUCUCCGGCCCUCAUCACAUCCUCCUCCGACCUCACCAUCUCCCUCUCCUUCUUCAACAACCCCAUCCCCACCCGCACAUUCUUUCUCGAAUCCGAACUCCUCCCCUUCGACCAACCAUUCCCCUUUACAACCUCAAUUCCUCCCCAAAACGACGCGUUUAGAACCGCCCUUAGGUUAUUCGGUCUCAGAAUCGUUUCCGGUUUAACCUGCCGCUGUAUAAUAACCGGCCAUAAUGAAGAUAAGAGAGGUUUAAACCGGUUUGAACCGGAUAGGGUUUUGGCUUUUGUUUUGCAUGCUGCUGUUUCUCCUUGGGUGGAAGGUUCGCGGGUUGUUGAUGCCGUUAAGUUGGUUGCAAAUGUUCAUGCUUUUCGUAGGUAUUCUUCAGUUCGGCAGAAGAAACUCUACCAAGAAAAUCGAAAAUUAGGUGAUAAUGUAAAGCUGCAUCGAUGUUCCUCUUUGAGUCAGAAGGUUCACUUAGGUACUCGUAAAUCUGCGGCUUUAGAAUCCAAAGAUAAAUCUCAGGUCAUAUCCAAGCAAGGGGAGGAAAACUCAACCAUUGGUGCUAUAAGAAGAUUGAACCCAACAGUUCCUGAUUUGGAAGGAUAUAGUGGUAAGGCUGAACUCUUUAUGCAUUCUACUGCCUUAAUCCCAUUGCACAUUAGGGGAAACAAUCUAAAGUUGGAAAGGCAGAACCUCUUGAGAUUUAAAAGUAUAUUACCCCGUGGCCUAGUCGAUAUGUGCUUUGGAAACUAUUCUAGAAUGAGGGAAGCUCACUUUUCUAUUUCUUCAAACUUAAAUACUCACUUGAUCAGUUAUAUCAGUAAAAGAAAAGAAGAUGUACCAAGGCUUUGCUCUGGAUUGGAAGAAGCAGAGAUCACUAUAUGCCUCAACAGGAAAAGAAAGCGAGGUGAUAAACAUGAUUUAGGUCAUGUUUUUCCGCAAACUAGCAGAACACACAUAAAAAAAAAUACUAGACCUAGGAUCUUAAACAUCAAGAUGCUUGAACCAGAAGAAAGUAUACAAAUAGACUAUCAGGCCCGCGUACAUUUUGGCGAAACUAACAUAAAUUUCACUGAUAAGGAUCAGAAACUUGAUAUGAAAAGAAGUCAACAUUUGACCUUACAGCAGUCUUUUACCCGUGAAUAUUCACCCAACAUGGUGGCUGACUUCCAAUCUGAUAACUGUGAGGUUGAUGCUAGUGCAGCAAAAGUUAACUUUGUGUUGGGAUCUAAGUCCCCUGUUUACCAGAAGAGGCUGCAAAGAAUUCGCAAUGGUGAUAUAACACCUCUUAAGUCAAAAGACUCAGUGAGAAUAAAAUCGUUUUCUGGGGAUUGUUUGGUGGAGAGUAAAGAUUCUUAUCACUAUAUUGCUUCUUGUUCAACAUUUAAAUCAAAAGUUGGACAGCAAUCAAAACCACAUGUUCCCUUAUGUUCUAAAUCUUUGCACAUGAAGUUUCCCUAUAAUUUCAACAUACCUUCGAAAGAACAGCUAAUAAAGAAUUUUAGUGUAUUUGGCUCCGUAGAUUCUUCAAGCACAAGAGUCUCUUGGCACUAUGGCUCAGCUCAGGUGGUUUUUUUCAAAGAAAGUGACACAGUUGCUGCAUAUCACUAUGCCAAAAGGAAAGUCUGGUUUGGUGAGCCUAAUAUCCAGUUUUGGCUUGAACCUUUUGAGCACGAACGGAGAGAACUCAAGUGUUCAUAUCUCAUUAGUCCCUUAUGUUCUAAAUCUUUGCACAUGAAGUUCCCCAAGAAUUUCAACCUACCGUCGAAAGAACAACUAAUAAAGAAGUUUAGUGUAUUUGGCUCAGUAGAUUCUUCAAGCACAAGAGUCUCUUGGUACUGUGGCUCAGCUCAGGUGGCUUUUUUCAAAGAAAGUGACGCAGUUGUUGCAUAUAAAUAUGCCAAAAGGAAGAUCUGGUUCGGUGAGCCUAAUAUCCGGUUUUGGCUUGAUCCUUUUGAGCACAAACGAAGAGAUCUCAAGUGUUCAUAUCCCAUGCAGCCAUCAUCAAACAAACUAAUAGGACCACCACUGAAAUCAUGUCUGAAAAAAUCCAAUUCCUUGAAACAGGAAAACAGAAAGAAACAUUAUAGGGUAAGAUUUACUGUAGAAACUUAGUUUGUACAAAUUUGUUGUAUUAAGCAUGUCUUACCCUAUUCAAUGAAGUGUUUCUGCUUAUCUUUGCUCCUUUUUUUAACUAUGGAUGAUGAAUGCCAAAGCUUUAUUUAAUAUCAUGCAUGCAUGCAAGUACUCAAAAACUUGCAGUGGACCUUGAUUCCUUGCAAUCUAAACAUGGAAGAAAUCUGUCGUUAUAGGUAGGUAUAUAGGCCGUGGACCUUGAUUCCUUGCAAUCUAAGUUACUUACAGUCACUACAAUAAGUUCAUCUAAGCUAUUGAAUCUAGAUCUGGCAGGUUACAUAAUGAUUUUGGAAAAAUCUUCUAUCAAUCUUAGAAAAUCAAACAACUAGCUCAAAAUUCAAAAUACCCAAAAGCGAACACUUAAUUGUUGUUUAU